Molecule: messenger RNA, 1842 nt
Organism: Cajanus cajan (pigeon pea)
Lineage: Eukaryota; Viridiplantae; Streptophyta; Magnoliopsida; Fabales; Fabaceae
Product: beta-glucosidase 46
Biological process (GO): carbohydrate metabolic process
Molecular function (GO): beta-glucosidase activity
Source: RefSeq, a predicted model, not a curated record
AAUUUCUACAUUUGAUACUGCAUGAGAUUCCCUCAACACACAUACACACAAAUGAUGGAGCUUCCACUCCUACCGCUCUUUGCACUUAGCUUUUGCUUCUCAAUUUUCUUGGGAUCCUGUGAUGACUUUCUAUCCGUAAAAGAGAAUUCAAGUUCAUCUCCAUUUCCAAGCAACUUUCUUUUUGGAACUGCAUCUUCUUCAUAUCAGUUUGAAGGAGCUUACUUGACUGAUGGCAAGGGACUAAGUAACUGGGAUGUUUUCACUCAUGAGCCUGGCAAAAUAAUUGAUGGAAGUAAUGGUGACGUUGCUGUUGAUCAUUACCAUCGUUAUCAGGAAGACGUGAACCUUAUGCACCACAUUGGAGUCAACAGUUAUCGUUUUUCAUUAUCAUGGACCAGAAUUCUGCCCAAGGGUAGAUUUGGCAAGGUGAACUGGGCAGGAAUUCAUUUUUAUAACCGCCUAAUUGAUGCACUUCUCAACAGAGGAAUAGAACCUUUUGUGACAUUAUCACACUAUGACAUUCCCCAAGAACUUGAGGAGAGAUAUAAAGGUUGGCUAAGUGAUGAAAUUCAGGAGGAUUUUAGGUAUUAUGCGGACAUUUGCUUCAAGAAUUUUGGAGAUAGAGUAAAAUACUGGGUGACCUUGAAUGAACCAAACGUUGCAAGUAUUCGUGGUUAUAGAACAGGGAUGUGGCCACCUUCUCGUUGUUCUGCUUCAUUUGGCAACUGCAGCUAUGUUGGGGACUCAGAGAGAGAACCUUUCAUUGUAGCUCAUAACCUUCUCUUAUCCCAUGCCACUGCCGUUCAUCUCUAUAGAACCAAAUAUCAGAAAAAGCAAGGAGGAAGCAUUGGAAUUGUGAUGAAUACUGUAUGGCAUGAACCCUUCAGCAACUCCUCGGAAGACAAGUUAGCUGCUGAGCGAGCUCAAUCAUUUUAUAUGACUUGGUUUUUGGACCCAAUUAUCCUAGGGGAGUAUCCAGCGGAAAUGCGUGAAAUAUUGGGACAAGACCUGCCAGCAUUUUCAAGAAAAGAUAUGGAAAAACUCAAGAGUGGAUUAGAUUUCAUUGGAGUAAACCACUAUACCAGUUUCUUUGUAAAAGACUGCAUCUUCUCUGAGUGUGAACCUGGACGAGGCUCUUCAAGGACGGAAGGUUAUGCUCUAAAAUCGCCACAAAUGAAUGGCAUCAGCAUUGGAGAACCGACUGCACUUGACUGGUUGUAUGUUCACCCACAAGGCAUGGAAAAGAUGGUGACUUAUAUAAAGCACAGGUACAACAACAUACCAAUGUUCAUUACGGAAAAUGGACUUGGGACGAGGGAGAGUUCCAAUCCGACCAAUAACGAAAUAAUCAACGAUGUCGAAAGAGUGGAUUACUUGCGUGGUUACUUGGAUUCCUUGGCAGCAGCAAUAAGGAAAGGAGCAGACGUGAGAGGGUACUUUGUGUGGUCCCUGCUUGACAACUUUGAAUGGAGUGAUGGAUACAUCAUAAGGUUUGGACUUCAUCAUGUCGACUAUGCCACUCUCAACAGAACCCCAAGACUGUCGGCAAUUUGGUACAAAAAUUUCAUUGCUCUUCAUGCCCCUCCUGCACCCACAAAUGCCUCAUCAUACUAAAGACUCAUUUUUUGCCUCAUGAAACUAAUUAUGUCAAACAACUUUAAUCAGUUAUUUGAAAAAGCUAAAUUUAAAAGAUUUAGCUUGAUUUGUGGGGGACAUAAAUAAAGCUUAACUUUGCCUCCCCCCUUUUUCUUUUUUUAACUUGUGUAUACAUAACUUAAUUUUCAUUUGUAAUAUAAUACAACAAACUAUUUGGAUUCAACAUAUGAUUAUGAUUCGGAGUCA